GAAGGAUUUCGACAUGGGAAGCCUGCGAAAAACAGAAGAAAUACUAUUUGUGAAAAUCGGAGAAAUCAGGUGACGCGAUUCCGGGUUUAUUUUAUUCUUCUGCGGAAUAUUGAGAAACAGGUGGAAGAGAAGAGCAGGAUAAAAGAUGCCGUGGGAUCCUCUGGCGUCAUCACUGUCCACCCCGAGCAGCAGUUACCAGCUGCACCACCACCACCUCCACCACCACCACCACCACCAGAGCCCCCUACUAAUGCCCAGCCCUGUUCUGACGUCAAUCGCGAGCAGUUCCCUUCGCAGCAACCCGGGGUCUAAUUACAACCGCGGUCCACCUCAGUUCUCAUCAUUAUCAUCAGCCUCCUCUUCUUCUUCUUCAUCGUCUUCCCCGUACUACUCCUCUCCUCGUUUAAUGCCUUCCCGUUACACCUCGUCCACACUGCCCACGAUUUCAGAGUCCUUCAUGGUGGGAGCGUCGGCGAUGAGAAAGACGCCUUCGUCAAACUACGCCCGCUACAUCAUGUCGCCGGUGCCGCCUUCGCUGCUGGCGGCCACUUCCGCCACUCCGCGGCCAUUUCGCAACAGCUACGAUUACACGCAUCCGGGGAACGUGAUGGUGUGUCAUGAUUAUCAACCGAGUUCCGUGCAUUUACCACCGACGAGCACCAGUGGUGGUCUGAGCUUGGGGUCUUCUGCUGCUUCGUACCACGAUACGAUCUCUAUCCCGACCAGCAGCAGUUCCACUGCUGGGAUCAGUACUAGGAUCCAUCCCGUGGUGUCACCGCAGUUAUCCAUGAACAUUCCUUCCAUGUCAUCAUCAUCGUCUUAUUCUGCACCAAAAGAAGACCCCAACUCUGGCAUCAUGAGCCCCGUUCGCGAAGGAAGCCCCAACAACAACAACAACAACACCAACAACAACGAAUCCAGCCCAGCCGGGAUGUUGCAGCGAAAAAUGACGUAUGGGACGAUUCGCCGCGGGCGCCCCGUUGUCCGAGUCCUCACGUCCAAACUCACCCCGGACACCGAAGCUCCAGCAACUCGUGUCCGACCCCAAGCAUCAGCCAUCCCCUCCAGUCUUCCUUUCGUCCUUCCCGGCAAAAAGACCCCCGGUCAAAGACUGCAAGAAAAAUGGCGCAUCAACACCCGAAAAUCCAAAAAGUACAAAGACAUGUACACGUCGCGAGGCUACUUCCAACCGACUCCUGCAACCCCCGUUUUUUCCGCGUCUCCCAUGAAAGAGGAAGACGACAGUGGAGAUGAGGAAACGGAAGAAGAAGAAGAAGAAGACGACGACGGAGACACUGGGAAAAGACAGGAAGAGGAGAAGAAAGAGGAAGAGAAUGCUUUACUGGAGCUUUUAAUCGCAGAAGCUGAAACCAGAACAGACCUUUACGAAGACGAACUUGAGUACCAACCUGCUUCUCCUCCGGACACGGGCGAACAAACAAGUCCCCCUGAGUCUAAAACACCCCGCGAAAAAGAAGAAAAAGAAAAGGCCAAUGAAGAACAAGAAGAAGAAACAGCGGAAGAGUUCAUUUUAUCCCCGGCUGUUCUCGGAAGAAGAAAAAGCAGUUCCCAUCAAAUCCACCACCACCCAAACGUGACCAAGCAAGGUCGGAAAAAGUCCCUGGAGAACCCGGAAACCCCGUCUUCUCCCACCUCGCAAGCCAAAGAAGAACGCAUACUGAAAUCUUACAGGAAAACGCCUUCCGGAAAACUGUCUUCACUCAUCUCGGAAAUCAGCGAGGCUUCAUCCGAAGCUGCAACCACUGAAAGGAAACCAUCAGAACCCAAAGAAGAACCAGAGCCCAUAAUAAAAGAGUCACCAUCGGAAAUCGCAAAUCGGACUUCCACUCGCCGACAGUCCGUUAGCCGCAACAAGAAAACCCCUGUCACAAAAGACAUCAUUUGGGAGAUCGAAAAGGCCCCGAGUUCUUUGAUUCCGGCGGUCAUUCCGGAAGACGAAGAAGAACCCGGUACUACUGCUGCUCCACAAGCACCACCAGUGGUACCUGCUUGGAAACAGCAAUUGCUCAAGAAAAAGCUGGAAGGGGCUCAGCCUGGGAAAGGAAUUGCUGCUGCUGUAAGAACAGCUGGCAACAAGGCAGCCAACGAAAAGUCAGUUGCAGAAAGGAAAAUGCUUUGGGCUUCGAAUAAUCCUGUAGAACCAACUACAACCACACCGAAACCCGAGGUUCCGGAAAAUCUCAUCCCCAUCGUCAAUAAAACGGCAGUUUUUCAAAAAGCAGAAGAGAAAGAACCAAUAAACCCUGCUCUAAACUUAAUCCCUGCAAAAUCUGCUACUGAAAAUAAGUCAAUGCCACAAGGAAACGAAUUGAAACAAAUAACCAAAACCGUCAGUAGCACUUCAGACGAAAAAGCACCUCUGAAAGUCAUCGAUGAAGCGAGUAAACCAGCCAUUUUCGACAAGAAAAAUGAAGUAAAAUCACCUCAACAGGAAACAUUCCUGGCAACCCAAAAAAGCGAUGAGACCGUCAACCAAAAAUUAACAAAACAACUUGAGCCUGUGAUCGAGAAAUCUGCAACUGAACAACCCUUGAACCGAUUGAAUAAGGAUGAAGUUCUGCAACACAAAAAGCCAAACGAUGAGUGCUCCAAAAUGCCGAAACAAAAAGAUGAAGACUCAAUUAGACAUCCAGAGGUCAAACAAAAGUUACAGUUUCAAGAAGCAGACGAUUUGAAUAAGGAAAAAGAAGCGCAGAAAUCUUCGACGGAGUCAAAAUCUCGAGCUAAUCCUGAUUUAGCCAAAAAGUCAAGCGAAGUGCAUGAAAUUAAACAGAAGAGUUUAGCUGUGAUUGGAAAAUCGACAGGCCGGGAAAUUACGAAGCAAUCUGAAAUUCUGACCCAAAAAAUCGACAAGGAACCGAAUUUUCAAACAAAAACCGACAAUAUUACCAAGAAACCAACCAAAGAAAAAUCCCCGUGUCCGCUCAAAUCUCAAGCUGAAGCUGUGAUUCAGAAACAACCCGAAAGCAAGCCUUUGAAGCAAUCUGAAGUUAUUCCCGAAGUUUUGAAGAAGCCAGAAAAAGAACCUUGCUUACAAAAGAAAACGAACGUCGUUCCUAUCAAACCAAUGAAGACAGAAACGUCUAGUCAGCCGAAACCUCAAGCCCAAAUUUUGCCUCAAAAGCAGCCGAAAAAAGAAGAAUCUUCUCCACCGCAGAGGACAGAAGGUGUAAUUGGAAAAUCCCUCACGACAGAAAAGAAAGCUGAAGUUGAAAACCCAGAAAUAAAACCUGAAAUUGUAACGCGUGCGACAGAAAGCAGAAUCGAAAAAUCGAAAACACAAAAUAAUAAAGACACCUCAUCAGUAAAAGGAGAAGAAGUUGAAAUGAAGCAUCAAGCUCCAGCGAACAAAGCUCCCGAUCAGAAACGUCAAGAUGAAUCAUCAACAUCGAAAAAGGCGCAAAAAAAUAUCCUGACGAGAUGUGACCAAAAGGAAGAGCACAUUAUUCAGGUUGCCGAAGUUGCACCAGAAAAACAAACGCUUUCGCAGAGCAAAAACGCAACUGAACCUCUCUCAAAAUCGGCGCACAAAUUGACAUCAUCAUCAAAAAUGUCUCCCAAAUUACCAAAUUCCGUCACAUCAAAAGCGCAAAAUUCUGAAUCUGUUGUGCCUACGGACACAAAAAUUAAAGAGGCACAAAAAAUACUGGAUUCGACGUCAGGACCCGCUGAAGGACAGCAAGAUUCAUUAAGAAAGCCAGAAGCCAAAUCAUCGUCGUCUGUUUAUUCUUGGAAAGCAGCUUCACGCAAGAGCACCAGUUCGGCAUCCUCAAGAACAACCAUGUCCGAUGAUGACGAUGAAGAAGACGAAGAGGAAACCUCUUCGGAGGCAGAGACCACAACAGAAGAAGAAGGUUCAGUGGACAUCAGCAGAACCAUCAAAACAAAGGAGGAGGAGUUUUUGCAACGCGGAAUUGCAGUUCCUAUGCCUGCCCCGCGAAGACCCAAGUUCCGCAAAUACUCCUCCGAGGAUUUCGUCUUCCUCAAGAUCAUCAAUCAAUUCGACAAACGCAACGUGCAAAAUAAUCCUUCAAUCUCGAUUCCGGUUUUCGGAAGACCGUUUUUGGCACCUUCACUAACCCUUGUAGAAUACCUGAAACCAGUGGAUCAAAAUUGA
Notodromas monacha is the source of this 4138-nucleotide messenger RNA. The record is from the annotation of a GenBank genome assembly. Lineage: Eukaryota; Metazoa; Arthropoda; Ostracoda; Podocopida; Cyprididae.